Messenger RNA from Nycticebus coucang (slow loris), 1449 nucleotides. RefSeq names its product peroxisomal biogenesis factor 7 (gene PEX7). NCBI's taxonomy places the organism in Eukaryota, Metazoa, Chordata, Mammalia, Primates, Lorisidae. Bases 108 to 1064 code for a protein of 318 amino acids. The record is from RefSeq and is a predicted model, not a curated record. Gene Ontology annotation, biological process: protein import into peroxisome matrix. Gene Ontology annotation, cellular component: cytosol; peroxisomal matrix. The transcript has 10 exons. Gene Ontology annotation, molecular function: protein binding.
GGUUUUCUUGGGUGUCUCUAACUUCUUUCUCCGAGUCACGAGCACACGCUUCAGACUCGGAACUGCUUCCGCUGCCCGGGCGGCGAGGCCCGGCGGUGGUGGGCGGGAUGACCGCGGCACGGACGCUGCGGGUGCCGGGCCGCCACGGCUACGCCGUGGAGUUCUCUCCGUACCUCAUGGGCCGCCUAGCCUGCGCCGCCUCGCAGCACUACGGCAUCGCGGGCUGUGGAACCCUGCUAAUAUUGGAUCAAAAUGAAUCUGGGCUUAGACUUUUUAGAAGUUUUGACUGGAAUGACGGUUUGUUCGAUGUGACCUGGAGUGAGAAUAAUGAACAUGUCCUUGUCACCUGUAGUGGUGAUGGCUCACUGCAGCUCUGGGAUACUGCCAAAGCCACGGGGCCGCUGCAGGUCUAUAAAGAACACACUCAGGAGGUGUAUAGUGUUGAUUGGAGCCAAACCAGAGGUGAACAGCUUGUGGUGUCUGGCUCAUGGGAUCAGACUGUCAAAUUGUGGGAUCCAACUGUUGGAAAGUCUCUGUGCACCUUUACAGGCCAUGAAAGUGUUAUUUAUAGCACAAUCUGGUCUCCCCACAUCCCUGGUUGUUUUGCUUCAGCCUCAGGUGAUCAGACUCUGAGAAUUUGGGAUGUGAAGGCAACAGGAGUCAGAAUUGUGAUUCCAGCCCACCAGGCAGAGAUUUUGAGCUGUGACUGGUGUAAAUACAAUGAGAAUUUGCUGGUGACAGGGGCAGUUGACUGUAGUUUGAGAGGCUGGGACUUAAGGAAUGUGCGACAACCAGUGUUUGAACUUCUUGGUCACACCUAUGCUAUUAGGAGGGUGAAAUUUUCACCAUUUCAUGCUUCUGUGCUGGCCUCUUGCUCCUAUGAUUUUACUGUAAGAUUCUGGAACUUUUCAAAGCCCAACUCUCUUCUUGAAACAGUGGAGCAUCACACAGAGUUUACUUGUGGUUUGGAUUUAAGUCUUCAGAGCCCUACUCAGGUGGCUGACUGUUCUUGGGAUGAAACGAUAAAGAUUUAUGAUCCUGCUUGUCUUACUAUUCCUGCUUGAAAUACACUGUUCUUGUCAGAAACAGGUUGUUGGCUGGAGAACUACUUCACAGCAAAUCACUAAACUAUUGAAAACAGACAUUAUACCUUGAUUUCAAAAAUUUGAAUUUACCUUGGAUCAUUUAUCAGAUAGCUGAUAAAAACUUUGGCUCUUUAAGCCUCAUAUAUAAGCCAUAUUUCUUAAAAUCCUAAGGAAUAAUUAAUGUUAUAUAUAACUCGUAUCUAUUAAAAUGUAAUCUCUAUUGUAAAAUGUAUUAAACUAUCAGAGGUCUGUCAAUUAUAUUGAUAGUAAUAUAACUAAUUUUUAAUUUAUUUCAUUUUGAUGUAAAAUAUAACACUGCUAUUCAUAAAAAUCAAAAUAAACUCCAUCUCUUAACCAUUUAUCA